This is a messenger RNA of Corticium candelabrum, 619 nucleotides long. RefSeq names its product ATP synthase mitochondrial F1 complex assembly factor 1-like. NCBI's taxonomy places the organism in Eukaryota, Metazoa, Porifera, Homoscleromorpha, Homosclerophorida, Plakinidae. Gene Ontology annotation, biological process: mitochondrial proton-transporting ATP synthase complex assembly. The transcript has 9 exons. Bases 8 to 610 code for a protein of 200 amino acids. The record is from RefSeq and is a predicted model, not a curated record. Gene Ontology annotation, cellular component: mitochondrion.
UAGUAACAUGAUUGGUCGUCUCUGUUGGCUGUCUGCAAGAUGUUACGGCUGUGCAGCCAGAAGUUACAGUCAAAAGUCGUUGUCUUCAGUUCUUCGACUUGACCUUAUUCAAGAGAAAACUGGGGAAGAAAUAGGACAGUUGUGGACACAUUACCACAAGACCAAGGAUUGCAUCAGUGCUGUUAUUGCAGACACUCAGUAUGAUGAGCUCUAUGCAAGGUCACAACUUUGUCCUCGAUUUGUAUAUCCUAUUCCUAACAAUGGUGGAUAUGAGUUUGUUUAUUCACAGUUCAGUGGUCAUCUUUGUUUCUUUACUGCAUUAGCAACGUUUCAGUCAUUAGGUGAGAAUGCUCCAAUUCUCUUGACAGUGACUCAUUAUCCAGAAUUAAAGAACUCAAAAGGUAUUGUGCUGAUGAAAGGAGACUUUACGUCAGAUCUGAGUACUUUGGAAGCACAGUUUCUUGCUAACCAACUGCAGCUGUACUACACUUCACGGGAUAAAGCCAGAUGGUCACUCGUCAGAAACUUUAAUUUUUCACCUCAAGAUUUUGAUUAUAUGCUGCUAAUCAAACAGCUAGAACGGUCUGAGGUAGCCAUCGACAGUAAAUGAGACGGUUUC